AUGAUUGAAUUAUUUCAUAUUGUACCUAAUCUUAGUGCAAGUCAAUUGAAUCCUACUCAUGUCUAUAAACCUCCUUCAAAUAAUCAAAAAUACAAAUUUUUUCCAUAUAAACCAGCAGCUAUUGUUAGUGCUACUUUUUCUGAAGUACUAUUUCUUUUUAAUCCAACUUUUCUCAAAUUCGGUGCACUUUUUUAUCCUGAUGCUCACAAAAGUAGACAACAUCCAGCUGUUUGGACUCUAUUUAAUACAAGUUGUACUCAACAUGAAUAUGAAUUUGAUAGUGCAAUGAUAUUAGUUGAUAAAAGACGAGUAUGGAAUGGACUUUAUUUGACAAAACUAAUUCAUGAUUAUUAUCAAGUCUUUUAUCACCAUGUAACUGAUGGAGAUAAAGAUACAUUUCGAUUAAUUUUUCGUUAUAUGCAAAUCAAAUAUUAUUUAGUAAUGAUACCAUGUUCUACUGGUUCAUUCAAUAAUACUCAUUUUUGUGGUUUAACACUUUGUAAGACAGAUAGUCUUUCACAACAUAUCUAUGUCAAUUUAUUAACAACAUUAACAAAAACUUAUCCAACAAUUGAUUUAAAAGAAAAUAUUCCAAUAAAUACAAAUAUUUUAGAAUUAACAAAUGAAAUAAAAGAUUUAAAAUUAGUUUUAUUAAAUUUAGGUGGAUUUGAAACAAAUUUAUUUACAAUAAAAGAUCAAAAUUUAUUUACAAUAAAUGAAAUUGAUCGGGAAAAAUUAAUAGGUGAAAAAAAAUGUUUUGAUCGUUCAUAUUGUUUAAUUGAACUUCAUAUACUUGUUAAUGAUGGUGAACAAUAUUGGGUUAUACCAAUACAUAUUAUUGAUGAAAAUGAUAAUAAACCAGAAUUUCGAAAUUCCUCAAUAGAAUUAAAAUUUCGUGAAAAUAUAUUUGGUGGAUAUAAAAUAUUAUUUGAAGGUGCAAAAGAUUUAGAUGAAGGUUUAAAUGGUAAAAUCGAUUAUAUUCUUGAUUGUUCAAAAAAAAAAGAAAAAUUAAUAAUAAAAGAAAAUAAAAAUAAAACAUUAAUAAAUUGUUUACCAUUAUUUGAAUUUGAAAUAAUAUCAAAAUCAUUAUUAUUAAAUCAAUAUGAUCAAUUAGCAUUAAAAUAUAAUUCAUUAAUAAAAAAUGAAUAUAUUGAAAAUGAAUAUAAUUUAAUUUUAUAUGCAAUUAAUUAUAAUUUAAUUAAUAAUAAUGAAUUAUUUAAUUUAAUGAAUAUAAAUAUUAAAAUUGAAAAAAUAUUAAAAAAACCAAAAUUUGAUUUAUUUGAAUAUAAAUUUAUAAUAAAAAUAAAAUCAUUUUUAAAAAAUGGAACAAUAUUAGGUAAUGUUAAUGCAAAAUCAAAUGAUAAAAAAAAUAAAAUUUUAUAUAAAUUAAUAAAUAAAACAAAUUUUAUUGAAAUAAAUUCUUUAACAGGUGAAUUAUUUAUAUCAAAUGAAAAUUUUUUAUUAAAUAAUAAUUAUUUAAAUAAUAAUAUAAAUUUAUUAAUUGAAGGAUUUUAUUUAAAUAAUAAAUAUUUAAAUUGUUUUACUAAUGUUAAAAUAUAUUUUCGUUUAAUAAAUUACAUUAAUAAUAUUUCAUAUUAUUUUAAUAUUCAAUCAUUAUUUAUUAAACAAUUAAAUAAUUCAAAUCAAUUUUUUAUUUAUAAAAAUAUUUCAAUAAAUGAAAUUUUAUUUCAAAUAAAUCUUUUUUCUUUUUAUUAUCCAUUUGAUAAAUAUAUUCUUUUACUUGAUGAUAAUUAUUAUUCAACAUUUUCACUUAUUUCUUCUCCUUUAAUAAAUAAUUUUAUUUUAAAAAUUUCAAAUUAUCUUUCUUCAAAAUUAAUUUAUUUAUUAAAUAUUCGAAUAAAACAUGAAUUAACUCAAGAAUGGUUAUCAACAAAUAUAACAAUUCAAUUUAUUCUUAUUGAUCAAUUAACAACUAUUUCUAAUUUUAUUCAACCAUCUUUACCUUCAUCUUCAUCUUUAACUUCAUCUUUAACUUCAUCUUUAUUAAAUAUUUGUUUAGAAAAUUCAACUUAUUUUCUUUAUGAUUUUUAUAAUAAAAAUCAAAUUGGAAAAUUAAAAGUUAUUGAAACAAAUUUAAAUAUUUCAAUUUUUUCAAAUUAUUUAAUUUUAAUUAAUAAAAAUGAAAUAGUUAUUAAUCAAUGUCGAAUGUUAAUUGAUCAAUUUAAUUUAAAUUAUUUAAAUCAAACUCAAUAUGAAUUAUGUUCAUUUGAUUAUUUUUGUUUUAAUAUAACAUUAAUUAAUCAACAACAAUUUUCGUUUUUUUCAAUUAAAAAUAAAAAUAAAAAUUUUAUUUUAAAAUCAAUUUUAUCAAUUCGACCUAUUGAAAUAACAAUUUUUACUUUUUCACUUAUAUUUAUUAUGGCAACAAUAACAUUAAUAUUAAUUAUUUGUCGAUUAAAAGGUUUUCAUCUUUGUUUAUCAAUUAAAAAUUAUUUAUUUUAUGGAAAAAAAUAUGGUUUAAAUAAUGCUCAACGUCUUUCAUCAACAAAAAUGACACAAAGAGUUCAUUCAAUUGUUGUUCGAGAAUCUCGAUCACCUUCUUUUGAACAUAUUGAAUCUAAACCAUAUAUAUUUAAUUUUAAUCAAGUUAGUGACCAAGAUACAAUUCCAUCAAUAAAUAUAUAUUCUCAAUCAUCUCCUCAUUUACCAAUAUCAUUAUCUUCUACAUCAUCAAUUCAACAAGAAGAAAGAACAAUAUCAAAUGUUGAUAAUGAAAUAACACCUCGAACAUCAUCAUCAUCAUCAUUUAUACAUGAGACAAAACAUUUAUUAGAUAUUAUGUCAAUAAAUCAGGAUUUACAUAUGUCAACAUUAGCUUCUGAAGUUUAA
Molecule: messenger RNA, 2850 nt
Organism: Rotaria sordida
Lineage: Eukaryota; Metazoa; Rotifera; Eurotatoria; Philodinida; Philodinidae
Source: the annotation of a GenBank genome assembly